CUAUAGUCUAUUUUUAUUUAAAAUAUCUUAAAGGCGUGAAAUAUGUAUGUUUCUGUAAACGAAGCAUUGUCAAAAGUGAUAACAUCAUUGCCAACCGAACUGAACAGCGAAUUAUCAGCAGUGAGAAUAGUAAAUGGAUAUGAAGUGAAUAUCACAGAAGUACCAUACCAGGCAUCAUUAAGACGUAUAUUAAGUGGAAGCUGGGCUCACAUCUGUGGAGCAGUUGUUAUCAGUAAUAAUGCUGUGUUGACGGCUGCUCAUUGUGGUGCCACUUAUGAAUACAACACGGCAACACUUGGAGUGGUUCUUGGUACUUCUUAUCGACAAUCAGGUGGACAAUCUUAUAAUGUGUCAAAAAUAAUAGUGCACGAAGAAUAUUCUUCUAUCACUCUAGAGAAUGAUAUUACUAUAGUAAUUUUAGCUUCAAGAAUUAUCUUCAGUGACAGUGUCAAAAUUGUGGCAAUGGCACCUUCAAACUUUACAUCGCCAGUGGAUACAGAAGCUAUUGUGUCCGGAUAUGGAACAACCUCGUUCGAAGGCACCGCGUCUUCAGUGCUACUCGCUGCAAAAGUAAAAAUCGUCAACCAAGAUACCUGUGCCAGAGCGUAUUUACGCAUAGCCACAAUUACAACGGGAAUGAUUUGUGCAAGUGCCCAGGACCCUCCGAGAGAUGCCUGCCAAGGAGAUUCAGGUGGUCCACUAGUCGCAAAUGGUACAUUGAUUGGUAUUGUGUCUUGGGGUGAAGGUUGCGCUAACGUUUCUUAUCCUGGAGUAUACACUCGUAUAUCUGCCUAUGAUAGUUGGAUAAAAACGAAAUUAGGAUACUAA
Molecule: messenger RNA, 828 nt
Organism: Achroia grisella
Lineage: Eukaryota; Metazoa; Arthropoda; Insecta; Lepidoptera; Pyralidae
Product: trypsin-1-like
Exons: 4
Coding region: 43-828 (261 amino acids)
Biological process (GO): proteolysis
Molecular function (GO): serine-type endopeptidase activity
Source: RefSeq, a predicted model, not a curated record